This is a messenger RNA of Penicillium oxalicum, 900 nucleotides long. Its product is annotated as tRNA guanylyltransferase. Lineage: Eukaryota; Fungi; Ascomycota; Eurotiomycetes; Eurotiales; Aspergillaceae. The transcript has 8 exons. Gene Ontology annotation, biological process: tRNA modification. Gene Ontology annotation, molecular function: tRNA guanylyltransferase activity; magnesium ion binding. The coding region runs from base 1 to 900 and encodes 299 amino acids. The record is from RefSeq and is a predicted model, not a curated record.
AUGGCGAAUUCCAGAUUCGAGUAUGUCAAGGACUUUGAACAGCCCGACGUCUUGCUACCCAAUACCUGGAUCGUCGUCCGCAUCGACGGAAGAGGAUUUCACAAGUUGUCAGAUCACUAUGCGUUUAUUAAACCAAAUGAUCGGCGAGCUCUUGAUCUGAUGAACGCCGCUGCUGUCGAGGUCAUGAAGGACCUGCCAGAUCUAUGCAUCGCAUAUGGCGUUAGUGAUGAGUUCAGCUUCGUUUUCCAUCCGACUUGUCAGCUCUUCGAAAGACGAAAUGCCAAACUGGUGACAACCAUUGUCUCGACAUUCACGGCGUACUACAUUCAUCUAUGGUCUACGUACUUUCCGUCAACGCCACUUCAGCCUCCUUAUCUGCCAUCCUUUGAUGGUCGGGCUGUCAUCUAUCCUACUGCGCGAAUUCUCAGAGACUACAUGAGCUGGCGCCAAGUAGAUUGCCAUAUCAACAAUCUCUACAACACCACCUUCUGGACUAUGGUUCAGCAAGGAGGUCUGACUAACACAGAUGCUGAGCAAGAAUUGAAGGGAACUGUGUCUGCCGACAAGAACGAGAUUCUUUUCAAACGCUUCGGCAUCAACUAUAACAAUGAGCUCGAGAUUUAUAAGAAAGGAAGUGUGCUCUACCGACAAUAUGAACUUCAGGAGCCUGCUCAAGAGCAGGACGUCAAGGACGAGGAUGACUAUGCUCAAUCAGAACCGAAACAGUCUCGCUCACAACAGGAGAAACUCAAAAAAUUGCGCCGAAAGGCUCAGGUUGUAGUGGAUCACGUCGAUAUCAUCCGGGACGAAUUCUGGGAGAGACGUCCCUGGAUCUUGUCUGGGAAACCAGGAAAGUUGCCUACGACGGACUCGAAUGAUCAGAAGGAAGCUGAGAAAUAA